Molecule: messenger RNA, 240 nt
Organism: Ambispora gerdemannii
Lineage: Eukaryota; Fungi; Glomeromycota; Glomeromycetes; Archaeosporales; Ambisporaceae
Source: the annotation of a GenBank genome assembly
AUGCCAACCCUUCAUGAAGAAAGUGGUUUAGUAUUCUUUUUCUACUCUUCUGAUUUGGAUGAACCACCUCAUGUUCACAUAGAAAAACCGGAAAGAUUGGAAAAAAAUAAUCAACAACCCAUAUUUUAUCCAGAAGAGAAGUUAGAAACUUAUCCUUCAAUAGUGGGAAUAGAAUGUACUAAGGAAGAAAUUACUGCUUUUUUGGAGGAUGGUCGGAAGGUUAGUAUUCCCACCGAUUGA